AUGUCUGGAAUUUUUCCUAAAGAAGCAAUAAAGAAUACUGCUGAAACAAUUGGAAUAUCAAAUCUAAAAGACAAUGUAGCAAAUGCAUUGGCACAUGAUGUAAUGAUUCAAAUUUACUGUGUGUAA
This is a messenger RNA of Entrophospora sp. SA101, 126 nucleotides long. The record is from the annotation of a GenBank genome assembly. Lineage: Eukaryota; Fungi; Glomeromycota; Glomeromycetes; Entrophosporales; Entrophosporaceae.